AUGCCACGAAACCAUAAAACGUCCUCAUCAAAUGGUCAUACAAAUGCAACAACGAAAAAAGUAAAAGACAAACCUACAUACAAAAUUAUUGUAUUAGGUAGUGGAGGAGUUGGCAAAUCAGCAAUAACAAUACAAUUUGUAAAAUCAUUUUUUUUCUCUGAUUAUGAUCCAACAAUUGAAGAUUCAUAUGUAAAACAAUGUUUAAUUGAUAAUCAAAUAGCACAAUUAGAAAUUCUUGAUUCAGCUGGACAAGAAGAAUUUAAACCUAUGCGUGAUCAAUAUGUACGUGUUGGUGAAGGUUUUUUACUUGUUUUUUCUUUAACGGAUCGUCGUUCAUUGGAUGAAUGUUAUAAAUUACAUCGUGAUAUAUUACGUAUUAAAGAUACAGAUAAUGUACCAAUGUUAUUAAUUGGAAAUAAAUUAGAUGUACGUCAAAUUGGUAUGGAUGUUCAUGCACAUGCUGCAGCUGCUUCUAUGCAUAUACCCUAUUUUGAAACAUCAGCUCGAACACGUCAUAAUAUUGAUGAAAUAUUUAUUGAACUUGUACGACUAAUAAGAAAAAAUAAAUGUCAAUAUCAAACAAAUAAUAAUAUAUUAUUAUCAAAACAAAAAAAACGAGAAAAUAAUCGUCAUUAUUAUUCUUGUACGAUUUUGUAG
Molecule: messenger RNA, 657 nt
Organism: Rotaria sordida
Lineage: Eukaryota; Metazoa; Rotifera; Eurotatoria; Philodinida; Philodinidae
Source: the annotation of a GenBank genome assembly